UCCCGCCCGAGCUGCCGCCCGCCGGCUCGCCCGUGCAGCCGCGAUGCCCCGCAGCCCGACCCCAGCCCGGGUCCCCGGCCCACCGCGUAAUUAGCCUCCGUGCGCCCCGAGCGCGCUGCCACCAACGCCGCGCCCCGAAGCAGCGAUGGGCAACACGGUGCACAGGACCCUGCCAGACUCGAGCCCGCAGGCGCGCCUCCUGGCCACCAGGCCGUGCUGCGGGCCCGGCCCCGAGCGGCGUCCGAUCCUGGGUGAAGCGCCGCGCUUCCACGCUCAGGCCAAGGGCAAGAACGUACGGCUGGACGGUCACUCGCGACGUGCCACGCGGCGCAACAGCUUCUGCAACGGGGUCACGUUCACGCAGCGGCCCAUCCGGCUGUACGAGCAGGUGCGGCUGCGCCUGGUGGCGGUGCGUCCGGGGUGGAGCGGUGCGCUGCGCUUUGGCUUCACGGCGCAUGACCCGUCGCUCAUGAGCGCCCAGGACAUCCCCAAGUACGCCUGCCCCGACCUGGUCACACGGCCCGGCUACUGGGCCAAGGCGCUACCUGAGAACCUGGCGCUGCGCGACACGGUGCUGGCCUACUGGGCGGAUCGCCAUGGCCGCGUCUUCUACAGUGUCAACGACGGUGAGCCCGUGCUCUUCCACUGCGGCGUGGCCGUGGGUGGCCCACUCUGGGCACUCAUCGACGUCUAUGGCAUCACCGACGAGGUGCAGCUCCUCGAGAGCGCAUUCGCCGACACGCUGCCACCCGCGCGGCUCAGCCAGGCCCGCUUCAGCGCCUGCCCGCCGCCCAGCAGCCUCGACGCGGCCAACUUUGACAACAACGAGCUGGAGAACAACCAGGUGGUGGCCAAGCUGGGCCACCUGGCGCUUGGCCGCGCCCUCGGUCCGCCCCCUGCCGACGCCUCGGUCGCCGCCAUCCCGUGCGGGCAUCGCGAGCGCCCACGGCCUGCGUCUUCGCCGGCGCUGCUCGAGGCCGACCUGCGCUUCCACGCGACGCGCGGGCCCGACGUGAGCCUCUCGACCGACCGCAAGGUGGCCUGCGCGCCGCGGCCCGAUGGCGGCCGCACGCUGGUCUUCUCCGAGCGCCCACUGCGGCCCGGCGAGAGCCUCUUCGUGGAAGUGGGCCGCCCGGGGCUGGCGGCGCCCGGCGCGCUGGCCUUCGGCAUCACGUCGUGCGACCCGGGCGGGCUCCGGCCCGCCGAGCUGCCCGCCGACCCCGACGCACUGCUCGACCGCAAAGAGUACUGGGUGGUGGCACGCGCCGGGCCCGUGCCGAGCGGCGGUGACGCACUCAGCUUCACGCUGCGGCCCGGCGGCGACGUGCUCCUGGGCGUCAACGGGCGCUCGCGCGGCCGCCUGCUGUGCGUCGACACCACGCAGGCGCUCUGGGCCUUCUUCGCCGUGCGCGGCGGCGCCGCCGGCCAGCUGCGCCUCCUCGGCACCCUGCAGUCCAGCCCUGCGACCACAUCGCCAUCAGGGUCCCUCAGCGGCUCCCAGGAUGAUAGCGACUCUGAUAUGGCCUUCAGUGUCAACCAGUCGUCUUCAGCCUCCGAGUCAUCCCUGGUGACGGCCCCCAGCUCCCCACUGAGCCCCCCGGUGUCCCCCGUGUUUUCCCCACCGGAGCCGGCAGGCAGCAAGAACGGUGAGUGCACGGUGUGCUUCGAUGGCGAGGUGGACACAGUCAUCUACACGUGUGGACAUAUGUGCCUGUGCCACAGCUGUGGCCUGCGGCUCAAGAGGCAGGCCCGGGCCUGCUGCCCCAUCUGCCGGCGGCCCAUCAAAGAUGUCAUUAAGAUCUAUAGGCCAUAGCCUGGCCCACUGAUGGGCCCCGGCCAGAUCAAGGUCACCUUUCUGAAACCAACCUGGGCUCGGCAACCACCGCAGCCACCAGAGAGUCCAAGGGCAGCAGCCAUCUCAUCUGCCACUCUCCAGUGGUGGGCAAGGCGUGACAGUCAUGGAAACAAGG
Messenger RNA from Rhinolophus ferrumequinum (greater horseshoe bat), 1970 nucleotides. RefSeq names its product neuralized E3 ubiquitin protein ligase 1B (gene NEURL1B). Gene Ontology annotation, molecular function: ubiquitin protein ligase activity. The record is from RefSeq and is a predicted model, not a curated record. Gene Ontology annotation, biological process: ubiquitin-dependent endocytosis. NCBI's taxonomy places the organism in Eukaryota, Metazoa, Chordata, Mammalia, Chiroptera, Rhinolophidae. The transcript is spliced from 5 exons. Gene Ontology annotation, cellular component: early endosome. The coding region runs from base 146 to 1813 and encodes 555 amino acids.